Molecule: messenger RNA, 1146 nt
Organism: Hyaloperonospora brassicae
Lineage: Eukaryota; Oomycota; Peronosporomycetes; Peronosporales; Peronosporaceae
Source: the annotation of a GenBank genome assembly
AUGCAGCGACUCAGGCGCUGGUCGCUCGCCGCUGUCUCUGGUCGUGCGAAGCCGCUGCGUCGCGUGUUUGCCACCGCUUCCCCCACGUGCGACGACGAGAGAGCAGACGCGCGGGACGGACCGUUGACGACUUGUGGUGGGGCACACACACAAUGGACUGCGCGGCCGUCGGCGCACGUGUACUACCACUGCAGCAGUCACCACGAGACCGCUACGACGGACGGGGAAAAAUGGGACGUCGACGCUGUAGGCGGAAGCGGUUCGCAGCCACAGGAGCCACUGGACGACGAGCACGAAGAGCUGCCGGUGAAGGACACGCAGUCGCUGUCUCGGGCGUUCGAGAAGCCUCAGAUGGACGCGAGUUUCCUUGUGAACAAUUACACGGCACCGGCGCUUGCAGCAGCGUAUCAGGACAGGGAGUACACGCUGUGGCUCUGUGCUGAGCUACUGAGUGACGGCAAAUUGGACCAACUGGAGGCAGUGCUGAAACCGUAUCACGACUUUGCUCAGCAUGAAUCAAAGACCCAGCGACAGACGCCACUUGCAAAAGCGUUUGGGCCACGCCAUCUUGAGCGCAUUCGCAAACGGCUGAGUCGACUGCCACGUCAGAUCACGAAGGCGUACUCUGCACGAGCAGCUGUGGUGAUCCCGCUCUGUACGUUCGAAGGUGAACCGUCCGUGCUCUUUACGCUGCGCUCACUCACUGUUGGAAAGCACAAGGGUGAGGUCUGCUUUCCAGGAGGAAUGGUGGACGCCAAUGAUUCGUGUAUCGAAGGGACGUGUCUUCGCGAGAUGAAGGAGGAAGUCGGUCUUGCGCCCGAAAGCGUCGAUAUCCUUGGGGUCCUUCGCUGCGACUGGUCCAGUGUCACUUCGAUUACAGGCAUUGCUGUUACACCGAUCGUAGGCUUUAUCGGCGAGAUGAGUGAUCAGACGGUGGCAAUCAACGAAGACGAAGUUGAGUCGCUGUUCACCGUGCCACUGCGGGACCUAAUGAACCAGGACAAUUGGACUCGCCACAGCAACGCGACGCCCGUCUUCACGGGCGGUCCGCACGUCAUCUGGGGGUUGACAGCCUACCUUCUUGAUAUUUGCUUAUUUGAAGCUCUGCAAGUCAGCGACAAGUCGCCUGCGGCACCACGGAAUUGA